UUUACCCAGCGGUAUUCAGGGAGCUGUUGGGCUUACAAAGCUAUAUCUGGAUAACAAUAAUCUACGAGAGUUUCCGGUGGCUUGGAAAUGCCCCUUGGUAAGGAAAUCCUUGACCUUUCGCACAAUAAUUUAACUAGUUUUUCCUGUAACAUGGAAAUGGUAUGGGACACCUCUCUGAAGCGUCUUAACCUAUCAAGCAAUCAUCUGGGAUCCAUUUCUUGGAACUUGUGUCAGUUGUCAGGACUUCAAGAUCUAGAUAUGAGUCACAAUAGCAUUCGAAUGCUGCCAAGGCCAGAAUUCUGGACAGGUAGCACUUUGCACAAGCUAAACCUUUCUUUCAACAAGCUAUCCGCCAAACCACUUGUCGAGUCACAGACGGGUUCUUCAACGCUGAAGCGUUUUCAACGUUUCAAAGCCUCCAGCUCAGAGGAUGCUCAAGAAACAAAAACUGACUGUGAAUUCCCCACGGCACUAUUUUCUCACACGUUAGAGACACUUUUUUUAAACGACAACAAUUUACAGUCCUUACCCAUAAGUAUCUGCGGAUUGAUGAGCCUCAUCGAACUGGACUUAAGCAAUAACCUUGAACUGCGCACACUUCCUCCAGAACUUGGCAAUUUACGCGAUUGCUGGCAGCUGCGAUUGAACAAACUAAAUCUUUCAGGCAUUCCUAAACACGUCAGACCUGGAGAGAGUGGUGUUCGACCAAAAGAUACACUGGCAUACUUACGAGCAACACUUCGGAAGUCUGUACCGUAUUACCGCAUGAAACUAAUGGUGGUAGGGUUACAGGGUCGAGGGAAGACCACUCUGUUGGCUGCUCUAAAAGGUCAAAAACUACCACCAAACCUGUCCACUGUGGGGAUUGUGAUUGAUGAGUGGCAGGUUCAGAUCGGGGCCAGUUCAAGGUUUUCAUUACAGCGCUUCUUAACACAGAGUGACGCACCAUUAAUAACGUUUAGCACUUGGGAUCUUGCGGGGCAAAAUGUUUACUACGCGGCUCAUCAAAUGUUUCUGUCGCCCAAUACUCUGUACUUGGCCGUAUGGAAUGUGACACAUGGAGAAGAAGGAGUGGAGAGUCUGAGACGCUGGCUUCUCAACAUACAGGCUCGCGCGCCGUUUUCCGAAGUCUUAAUCGUCGGAACGCAUCUCGACUUGCUUCCAAAGAAGAAUCGACAAGCCCGCGUGGAUGCACUGAAGCAUAGCAUCGCUAUAAAGUAUUUGGACAACCAAGGAUUUCCGAAGAUUGUCGGCAAUAUUAUCGUGUCUCCGACGACUGGCGAGAACAUUCCGGAGUUGAAAGAAAUGAUUUACAGCAAGGCAUUAAAAGUCAAGGAUCUCGGAGAAAACAUCAUUGGUCGAAUGGUACCACAAAGUUACAUCGACCUCCAACAGGCUGUUAUACAAGAAGCUGAGCGCCGGAGAACAUCAGGCGAACCACCUAUGCUCUUGGAAGAUGAAAUCUUGCAACUCGCCAAAUGCAGUCCACAGAAUGACAUCUUAGAUACCGAGGAGCUAACACUCGCCACCAGGUUCUUACACGAGAAUGGCAUAUUACUUCACUACAAUGAUCAGCUACGAGGCCUCAAUCAUCUUUACUUUAUCGACCCUUCCUGGGUCUGUGAUCUGAUUGCAACUCUUGUCACCGUCCGAGAGAGAAAUCCUUUUAUUGUCAACGGUGUUAUGAAGAAGAAGGAUUUGCAGUUGGUGCUGAGAGACCCAAAAUUCCCCAAAAAUUUUAUAUCACAGUAUCUGCAACUAAUGGAGCGUUUCGAGAUUGCCCUCUCUUUAAAUGACGAACAGCUUUUAAUUCCUUCAAUGCUUCCAAAAGAGAAACCAGGACUACAGCUUCAUAAGCUCCAGAAGCACAUGGCCAAGGGAAGAAAUUCAAGCGAACAGGGUAGAGUGCCCAGUAGUCGUGUCAGUAGCUCACUAGACAACUCAAACAUCAACACAGUAUGCAGGAAUUACCAGAUGGCCUACACGCCGAGCGGAUUCUGGAGCCGACUCAUUACCAGGCUUAUCGUGUCCGUUCAAAGAUGGCGGACUAUUGAGCAGAUAAAGGAAGAAAGCUAUUCUCUGGUUUACUGGCGAGAGGGGAUUGGUGUCGUGUACGAGGGAGGUUACUUCAGGGUGGAAUCAUACCAAGAAUUGAUCCCUGUGAAUCAAGGAAAGGCCUUCUUUCAAGAAAUCAAUGGUGUUGCCAUCACUGUUUGGUCAGAACAGCGAGACUUUGCCGCUAUAGGAUUCAUUGUCGAUCAGAUUGACGCUCUCAUUUCGGAAUGGUAUCCUGGUCUUGACGAGACCGACAUGUACGGGCUGCCAUUGGUCCGUCGUUUAAUCCCCUGUCCGCUUUGCAUCAACUGGAUGACUAACCGCCACUCAAAGAAACGCUCAGUUUCUUUGGAGUUUCCCUCCACUCUUCCUGCUAAUUUUCAUAUGUCGCAAACUGUUCGCCCACACAAUUUCACUCUGCCGGAAUGUGCAGCGACCGCGAUGCGUUUUUCAACCAUUAGCUGUCCUUCCCAUCCCGAUAGAGUGGUGUCCAUAUCGCUUCUUAUCCCAGAUUUGUUAAUGGCGGACCUACCCCGGCAGUUACUUGUGGAGGAAACUCAAUUCAAUUUCGACCCGCGAGAAUCACAAAAGAUUGGCGGUGGUGGCUCUGGUGAAGUGUAUAGUGGAUCAUAUAGAAACGAGACUGUGGCGGUGAAAAUGUUCCACUCUACAGGCCAAACUGGCUCACUCUUGGACAGUGGACUUGGGAACACUGGGCCUUCUCCUGGAUCCAGGACUUUAAGUGGGUCUUGUUAUAGGUCCCAUCUGAGUGAGGGCUCCAGCGGGCGCAGAUCAGAUGUGUACACCGCCAACAUUGAACGGGAUAUGGAGGAGGAACUGGAAAGGACUAAGGUUGUCAAAGCUUUCUGGGACUUGCGUCAAGAGGUUGCAGUCCUUUGCCGAUUGAACCACCCGUGUGUCGUCAGACUUCUUGCCGUUUCCCUUCAUCCGUUAUGCUUUGUUUUAGAGCUCGCUCCUUAUGGUAGUUUAGCUACAGUCCUUGACGAGCUGUCAACCAAGCGUGAAGCUCAAGAGAACGAAUGCAGCCAAGUGGCCAGUAGUAGGGAGGCAAUUCUUGGGCGUGAAUUAUCAUACAACAUUGCUUUUCAGAUCGUGAGUGCCCUUUGGUAUCUCCAUGACUGUGACAUUAUCUAUCGAGAUCUUAAGGCCGACAAUGUUUUAGUUUGGUCCUUGGUAGAGUCCGCUUUAUUGAACGUCAAACUAUCUGACUACGGAAUCUCGUGUUUCGCCACACCCCAAGGAGUUGCCGGAGAGGAAGGGACUCCAGGAUAUCAGGCUCCGGAAAUUCGUACAGGAGUCGGUUACGAUGAAAAGGUGGAUAUUUUCUCCUUUGCAAUUUUUCUGUUUGAGCUAUUGACAGGGUGUCGUCCUUUUAGUGAUUAUCGCAAUGUCGUGGACAUCAAGAAAGCGAUUCGGAGAGGGGUGCGGCCUUCACCUCAGCUUGAGUUAGAUUCACAGUUACCAAGACUAGAGCGGCUUAUGAGGUCAUGCUGGCAUCAGUUACCAGAGAGACGUCCUUCUGCAGGCGAGAUUUUGACAGAGAUGGAAGAUCCAGCUUUCCUAUGUCAGUGUCGACUGUUGCCAACCACUGAUGAAAACUUGUUGGAGAAAGUUACAGCAAUUUAUGCCUUAUCAAAUGUUGCGUCUGGCAAUCCCAAAGUCCCUGCAGCCAUGGAUGGUCCUUCAACGGAGAUUGCUUCGAGCUUUAUUCUGAUUUGGAGUCGUGAGCGAAAUGAUCGAUACUACAGUUUGAUCAACUGUGAGACAGGAGUGUUCCACACACAAGGACAAAACUGUGACGGACAUAGAGUGCUUUGCAUGACGAGAGUUGAUAAUCGAACUUGGCUUGGCACAGAGGGGUGCACUGUAGAGGUGUUUGGACGGACGUCAUGGCGUAAUCCCUCAACUCUGUGGUCGUAUACCACUAAGGCUCCGGUUCUUGCGCUGUUGACGGAGUACGUCCCUGCAGAUGAUGACUCUCCUGAAAAGGCAGAGCAGGAGGGUGGCCCAAGAGUUAGGAGUGUUUUUGCAUCUCUUGCGAAUGGUACCCUGAUAGUGUUCACUCCUAAAACGAGACUAGCACGAACAUUUUCACAUGCUGAUGUCACUCUAGAAACGAAGGAUGAAGAUACCCGUUUGAAAAAAGAAAGCGACAAGUGGUCUAACUUUCAGGUUGUUAACCUUGGUCAGUCUGGUAUGCCCGCCAAAUGUAUGGUUCUUGUUUUCGAUAAUAAAGAACUGUGGGUUGGAUGCGGCAACAAGAUUGUGAUAGUGGAUACCAACACCUUGGCCAUUCUAGACGAGAUUGCUGUGUACCAAACGCAGAGGACGCAUGUUCGGAUCAUGGUAACUGACGGACUCCGUGUUUGGUGUGCGGACAGGAGGUCAUCGAAAAUUUUACAAUGGGAAGUGAACAGUCGUCAGCUGACUAAUAUUUUUGAUUGUGAUGUCAACAAUCCAGUUGGACAAGUCUUAAACACAAACAUAAUGGAAUCCCGCCGUUUCACCUCAAGAAAAGGUGAUGAUGAACGCUCUUCUCGCCGGGACAGAACAGUUAGUGACCCACCAGACAUGUACGAGCCAUCUUUCACUGAAUCGAUGUUUAAAGAAGCGAUGGCUCGUAGUAUGAAUGAAGAAGGCGAGAGAACAGAUUCCGUGGGUAGAGAUGAUUCACUUCCUCGUCAAAGUGAUUCUGACUUUGGUCGUAACGCAACAGGAAAUGAUCUUCAUGAGAAUUUUGGAAAUAUGGAUUCGAAACAGGUGCAGAGAUUAUCCUGUUUUCGGUCCCAUUCAGCGGAAGCCGAUUCCGACGAGAGUGGAAUUUCUCUCUCUCGUAGCAAAAAUACAAUGAGAAGUAGCUCAGUGUCCAUUCAGGCUGGCACUACCCCGCGGGAAUCUUACGCUCAAACUGAAGAUUUGCAAACAGACGAAGAUUGUGCUUCAGUAACUUCCGAAAAUGUUUCAAUUUUAGUCGAAAAAACAGCGACAUUUGAUACUAAUCAAAACAAUGGCAAGGAAGAAAUAGAAUCGAGCAGUGACGCUACUUUCAAGCAUGGCGCAAGGGAUACAUUAUCAGUUAAAACUAAGCCUGAAAUUAUAAUUGAAAUCCAGAAACAGACAGGAGACAACAAUGUUGAAGUUGAAAAAGAGACAGAUAAUGUGACUAGAGAACCUGCCGACGAAAGGGAAGGUGCAGAAUUUGAGCUCGUUGAUCGCGAAGAAACUCGUCAAGCUGAAAAAUCAAUUUCCCCUACAUGUGCUUCUAUGACCUCGUUAAUACAGCCUUUCAAUUCACCCUCUCGAGCUCCCUCGCUUAUGAGUUCAACGAGGAGAAAAUCUCAACGGCGGCAGGAGAAAGAUGAAGGCAGCAAAUCACCGCCUAGUAAACCGUGGACAGCGAGACCUCGGCUACGAAUACUUGCUGGCACAAUAAAUCGUGUGACAGCACUUUUGUUAGUGAAUGGCACGUUGUGGAUUGGACGAGGAGUUGGGGACGUACUCACAGUGAACGUCAACUCAGUCAAUAAUGAUGUUCCAUUGGGUCACGUGUUCGCUCAACUCGAGAGCGACAAUCUUCUAGGUUACGAGAAUGGUCAAGUGGAUGAAAUUGUUAGCAGUGGCACAGACAAGGUGGUCUGUCUACGUCGGCUGGAAACUCCGAGAGGGCGCGCUGAUGCUGCAGAUCGCGGUUUGGAGCGUUAUCAGUUAGUCGUGUGGGAGGCGUGGGGAGAUGCAGAGUUCAGAAAAUUCAGCUCGCGCCUGGAGGAAUUUAACUCCUUGAUUCAGUAAACAAUGCUAUUAUGAUAACUGUUUACCUAAAAUCUAGAAAGAGAGUUUCUUUGAAUGGUUAUUCAUCGUAAUCGUACUAUUUUUACUUUCCUUCUGCAAAAGCUUUAAGGAGACUGAUUUGACAACACCACUUGAUAGUUCCUAGUUCAUAAUUAUGAUGAAAAUGACACGUAUUACAGUUGUAAUGAUGACAAGAAGUAGAUGAGAGGCUUUGCAAGACCUAAAGAGCUUGGGUGAAGCUCGUUAAAAAGAGAAAAAUUAUGAUUUUUUAUCGACUAAUUCCUAAGGUAUAUACACUACAACGUUUAUCUCUGUCUGUUUACAGCCGUACAAGUUGUCAGGGACAUUACAAAGUGUCACGUAUUUUAUUACGUUUCGAGGACUUUAAUAGAAUCAAAAGGGUUGGCUUUUAUUCCCAUUUUACUUAGCAUUGUAAUUUCUAAGUUGUGAGCCAUUCAUUUCAUUUAAUGUAAGGUUAGUGUGAUUUAUAGUACAGAAUAUACGAGAUUGUAAAAGCUAAUUUUAUUUAGUCCGGCAAUAUUAAAGGGUCUAGUAAUUUUGAAGA
Stylophora pistillata is the source of this 6430-nucleotide messenger RNA. RefSeq names its product leucine-rich repeat serine/threonine-protein kinase 1. The record is from RefSeq and is a predicted model, not a curated record. Lineage: Eukaryota; Metazoa; Cnidaria; Anthozoa; Scleractinia; Pocilloporidae. Gene Ontology annotation, biological process: protein phosphorylation. Gene Ontology annotation, molecular function: ATP binding; protein binding; protein kinase activity.